This is a messenger RNA of Dunckerocampus dactyliophorus (ringed pipefish), 1709 nucleotides long. It is a transcript of the gene actr10, whose product is annotated as actin related protein 10. The coding region runs from base 165 to 1418 and encodes 417 amino acids. Gene Ontology annotation, biological process: retrograde axonal transport of mitochondrion. The record is from RefSeq and is a predicted model, not a curated record. The transcript is spliced from 12 exons. NCBI's taxonomy places the organism in Eukaryota, Metazoa, Chordata, Actinopteri, Syngnathiformes, Syngnathidae.
GUCACCGCGCCUCUCAAGCCCCAAGUCAGCCCAACCGGAAGUUAACAGAUUUUCUAUUCCACCAACCGACGCUCGUGAUUUCGUAUAAUAGUAAUUAUGUGAUAAGACCGUAAAGGCUGAAUUGUGCGCUGUUAUUUCGCUGAAUACAGUUCAAUAACUUAAAGAUGCCAUUAUUUGAUGGUCUGGGAAGUGGAGCGGAGAAGACAGCCAUCGUCAUCGAUUUGGGAGCAGCGUACACAAAAUGUGGCUUUGCAGGGGAAACGGGGCCCAGGUUCAUAAUUCCGAGCGAGAUCCGGAAGCUGGGCCAGCAGCAGGCCACCAAAGUGGUCCAGUACAACAUCAACACAGAAGAGCUCUAUGUCAUCCUCAAAGAGUUUAUCCACACACUCUACUUCAGGCACCUGCUGGUGAACCCUCGCGACAGAAGAGUGGUCGUUAUCGAGUCCAUCCUCUGCCCGUCCCACUUCAGGGAGACGCUCACCAAGGUUUUCUUCAAACAGUUUGAGGUGCCCUCUGUGCUGUUUGCACCAAGUCACCUGAUGGCCAUCAUGACUUUAGGCAUCAACUCGGCUCUUGUGAUGGACUGCGGCCACACGGAGACACUGGUGCUGCCUGUUUACGAGUGCACUCCCAUCCUGCCUGCCUGGGAGGCCUUGCCUUUGGGUGGAAAAGCCAUCCACAAAGAACUGAACACCGUUCUUGUGGAGCAGUGCACCGUGGACACAGACACCACCACUGGACAAACUAUACCAGCUAGCAUUGGAACAAUCCCAGAGGAGACCGUGGAGGACAUUAAGGUGAGAACGUGCUUCGUCAGCGACCUGCAGCGAGGCGUCAAGAUUCAGGAGGCCAAGUUCAAUCUGGACGGUACAGCUGAGCGUCCAGCCCCGCCUCCUGAUGUUGACUAUCCUCUGGAUGGACAGAAAAUCCUGCACAUCAAAGGAUCCAUCAGGGACUCCCUAAUGGAGAUUCUGUUUGAGCAGGACAACGAGGAGAAGAGUGUGGCCUCGCUGAUACUCGACGCUCUGGUGAAGUGUCCAAUCGACGCGCGCAAAGUGCUGUCUGAGAACUUGGUGGUCAUCGGCGGGACAGCCAUGUUGCCAGGUUUCCUGCACCGGCUGCUGGCCGAGAUACGCCUGCUGGUGGAGAGGCCCAAGUACCGCGACGUCCUGGCCAGCAAGAGCUUCCGCAUCCACUUGCCGCCCGCCAAGCCCAACUGCACUGCUUGGCUGGGAGGUGCCAUCUUCGGGGCUCUCCAGGACAUCCUGGGCAGCAGGUCGGUGUCUCGUGACUACUACAACCAGACAGGACGUAUCCCGGACUGGUGCUGUCUGAGCUCGCCUCUGCCCGAUUCCCUUUAUGAGGCCGGCAAGACCCCGCCCCCGCUCAUGAAGAGAGCCUUCUCCACUGAAAAAUAGAUCAAGUAUUCAACACUCUCUCAUAUUGGCUAGAUAUCUUUUCGCACCUGUCAUAUUUCCAUAUUAAUCAUGUGUCUGGACCAGUUUGUGAGCCGGUUUCUUGAAUGGAAGUGAAUUUUGAGGUUCCAACAAAUGUCAACAGUGUUAAAAUGGUCUCAGCAGGCAAACUUCUACUAAAUGUUGGCACUUGAGGCUGCAUGGACAAAAGAAAGUUUUGUUAAUUUAUUAUUUGCACAGCUGGUGUUGGUCCAAGCCCUGAAAUAAAAGCUCCUGCACGUGCACUCUUGUGUU